CACUAUAGCUUUUAUGGUCAGGGUUUUAGACAAUGUUCGCAUGAUCAUUUUAAGUGGGAUUUGAAAGACUCCGAGAUUGUUGAACAGAAUUGUAAAUCAUGGUGUACACUCCUAACGGGUUGCUAACGGUCAGUCCCCUGUUUGGUACUUGUCACACUGAAGCAUGCCACAGACGGAAAGUCCGGACUUGCCUCCUACAUGUUAGCGACAAGAACGUGUUCUAUCUCCCCAUGCCCUGCCUAGUUCCAGAGAAGGUAUGAUUUGGAACAUUCUGGGAACCUUUGGGUCCUUCAAACAUAGCAAGAUGAGAGAAGAAGACGAGCUGGAUACAAGCACACCAGCGGGCGUCAGGUGUGUAAAAACUACCUUUGACUUCCAAGACGAUUUCAGGACACGCCCGAGACGUCUGCAACAGCUUCUUGGUACAGCGAGGGAUGUGAGGAGAUGUUUGACACCUGUCUAUCAAGGUGUAGAAGCUAUUUUCUUCCUUCUCGUUGCCCUAGCUGACCUGGGUACGACGUGGGCGAACUGUACGGCGUAUAGCCUAUCCCUGUACAAGAAUGUAACCAUUGAACAGUGUAUGUACGUUAUGUGUUGCCUGGCGUCCGUCAUAUUUAUCUGGGAAGUAUUAUUGUUCUGCAGAACAGUAGAUAUUCUGUGUCGAAAACGUCGACUGGUCAGGAGAAUGCGACAGACCCGAAACGGACGCGAAAUAAACCUACGAGACCCGGAGGAAGCCGAAGUUGUUGACAAAGUUCAGGAAGAGCCUGAAAAGGGGGAGGGGGAAAGAAGAGGGUCGAUCCAAGACGCCGUAACACCUCCGGAGUAUCGGGUGAUCGACACAGUGAUGAAGAGGUUCACCGUGAGUUUCUUUGAGGUCUUGCUUCACGACAUGUUCAUCUCGGUCCUGAGUGCUACGCGUUGUCAGCUAACAGAGACCGACCCCGUUCUCAUAGUCUCUCUGAUGACCACUCUGACAUGCGUGUGCGCGAGGGUGUUCCACAACAUCUGUCUACACACUUUCUUACAUUGUAAAUACAGCGAGAGGAGGUUCAAAUACUACCAGCCCAGCGCGUGCAUCAAGGGUUGGAUGCUGCUUGCCAUGGUGGCUGUUCUCAUUUUCCACGCGGUGACCAUUUCCAGGCUAACGUCCGCAAGGAACCCGGCCAUUUUAGUCAGCGACACGGUCGUGGUAGAGAAGCCAAUCACCGACCGUUUCUACAAACCUCUUUACUUCAAGAAAGUGGCGAAAGUGAACGCAGCAACGUCUAAACGACUGACAACUACUUCUGAUGUACGACAACACGGCGAAGCUAUGAUAUUUACAGAGCAGUGCUUAGAUUUUUCACAAAGUAGACUGUACUAUGACAACAGGUCUUAUAGCCUCCAGGAUCUAGCUGGGAGCUGUGGGAACAACUGCACCCUAAUUCUCCAAAUACGGUACGAAAAGGUGGUGCCGGAUUCGCCUAGAUACUUGUACAAUGCCUGGCAACGGACUGAAUGCGACAAUCAAGUCUUUUACACAGAGUAUGGCCGAAAUGGGACUUCGUUAGAGCACUUAGGUGAUGGUGUGACGUCACCAGGUUUGACUGUACAUAUACAGGGAGAUUUUUGCAACACUGCCAUACGAGAUCCGGAUAUGACUAUUAUCUCAGGCGAUUAGGAAACUUACGCUUCUGCCGGGUAUCCUGGGACCGCGACAUAAAAAAAAACUACUCUACUACUGCUGCAGUAUCAGUAAUCCCCAGUAUCAGGUAUGCACAAUUCAGAUAUCCAGGUGUUGAAGACAUUCUUGAGAAGGCCUUGUGCGCCUUUUUAUUGUGGUGGUCUCAGGGCACUCGGCGGAAUUACAAAAGUUGACGUUUUAUAGGAUCACAAAAGAUAGCUAUUUACAGCCACUUCUUUUCACAAGUUGCGACAAUUUUGUGCUUAUAUUAUCUAAUUUGGUGUCGAAGUGGAAGAAAUAGUUGUCUAAAUUAAACCUUGCGUUUGUCACUCGUAUUUGUGUACAAUAGUUUGUCAGCACUGAUACGUAUCAUAUCAUUGAUUUGUUUUAACCAAAUAAAAAAUCUCGAAAUUAA
Molecule: messenger RNA, 2081 nt
Organism: Branchiostoma belcheri (Belcher's lancelet)
Lineage: Eukaryota; Metazoa; Chordata; Leptocardii; Amphioxiformes; Branchiostomatidae
Exons: 1
Coding region: 257-1663 (468 amino acids)
Source: RefSeq, a predicted model, not a curated record